Elaeis guineensis (African oil palm) is the source of this 630-nucleotide messenger RNA. Its product is annotated as ethylene-responsive transcription factor ERF096-like. Gene Ontology annotation, molecular function: DNA binding; DNA-binding transcription factor activity. The record is from RefSeq and is a predicted model, not a curated record. Gene Ontology annotation, biological process: regulation of DNA-templated transcription; ethylene-activated signaling pathway. NCBI's taxonomy places the organism in Eukaryota, Viridiplantae, Streptophyta, Magnoliopsida, Arecales, Arecaceae.
UUCGUAGGGACGUUAGUAAAGGUGGUGGCAGGUCCACACCUAAGUUUUUUCUUGGCACCAAGCGUAUGGAGGACUCCCGUAAAAGGAAGGAGAAGGAGGAGGGGGAGGUGAAGUACCGAGGUGUUCGACGUCGGCCAUGGGGGAAGUACGCGGCAGAGAUCCGGGACUCGACGCGGCAUGGAGUUCGAGUUUGGCUUGGCACGUUCAGCACCGCCGAGGAGGCGGCACGGGCCUACGACCGGGCGGCCUAUGCGAUGAGGGGACCGCUCGCCGUGCUUAAUUUCCCCGAGGAAAUCCAUUCUUUUAGUACUGGUUCUUCGUCUUCGCCGAGGGGGAGGGGGAGUGGGAGUUCUGAGACUGAGCAAGGGAAGCAGGUGAUUGAGCUGGAGUGUUUGGAUGACAAGGUAUUGGAGGAGCUUCUUGAGCCCGAGGAGAAGGGUGGGAAGAAGAAAUGAUUAAUGACUUGAUGGGGAAUCUACUCUGUGGAAUAUUUGGCAAAUCAAGAUCAAUUUUUUUAGAGCUUUGUCUUUCAGUUGCUUAAGGUUAAUAUAUUUGUGCACUUGGCAAUGUUUUUGUUAGCCAAAGUUGUAAUAUAUGCUUUUUUUCGAUAAUUAAGGUUAUUGUAUUCAU